This is a messenger RNA of Aspergillus clavatus NRRL 1, 1413 nucleotides long. RefSeq lists its product as uncharacterized. NCBI's taxonomy places the organism in Eukaryota, Fungi, Ascomycota, Eurotiomycetes, Eurotiales, Aspergillaceae. The transcript is spliced from 2 exons. The record is from RefSeq and is a predicted model, not a curated record. Bases 1 to 1413 code for a protein of 470 amino acids.
AUGGUUGCUGAUUAUUAUCCCCUCGGUGAUGUCUUGGCUGUUGCCAGCAUCCAUCCGUUCUACUCGAAUGCCCAAUAUCCACCCACUCGCGAGGAACUGCCUGGUCUGCUUGAACAUAUCAAAUCCUCCACGAAACCCAUUCAAUUGGAAUCGUUUCCCCUUCUUGAUAAGAAAGAUUUAUACAAACAUAUCGGACGACUCACAGUGGAUGAGGAUUCGCGCAAUGGAUAUCGACGAGGCACGUACAUCAGCGUCACGGGUGGUGGCUCCGGUAGUGGGCCGGCUAUGGCCUUUGCGACGGAUUCGAGCGAAACUCGCCGCCAGCGAGCAGUAUUCGGAUGCUUUCUGCAUCGAUGUGGCAUCCUCGGACCGGGUGACUGGGUGUUGACUAUGCAUGUCUCCGGAAAGUUAUACCGGGCGCUUGAUCUCAUGACGGAGUUGUUUGAAAGCGCUGGAGCUACUGUUCUUUGUGCAUCGGACAACAUGCAGCUUGAGCAUAUCGUGACUGCUCUGGCGCAGUACCGAGUUAAUACCAUCUCUGGGGAUGCGGGGCAAUUGGUGCAGCUUGCUCGCUUUAUAAGCUCCCUUCCCGAAGAGACAAGGAGUGAUCUGAGAGUCACCAAAGCUGUCUACACGUCAGAGGCUAUGACCCCGGCUCAGCGGACUUUCAUGAAAUCGGUCUUUCCAGAUCUCGCUAUCAGCUCGGUCAUUGGCAGCGCUGAAGCCGGACCAUGGGGGGCCUCGACAGCAGAGAUGACCGAGAGCGCAAUGGAUAAGAACUAUGCAGACUUUCUUUUUGAUGAUCGUCUCAUGCAUUUGGAAGUGUUCUCUUUCGAUGUCGGUGAGCUAGACCGACACGAUGAUGAGCAAUCAGCGGCACCUGUUCCGAACGGCGAGAAAGGACUGCUAGUACAAACAUCACUGCAACGCCUGCGAAAUCCUCUGGUACGCUAUGUAUGUGGCGACGUGGCCUCCUUCCAUCCUCUACCAGACUCAAUCAAGAAAUCUCUUACACCCGAAGACGCUGAGCAUUACCGCGUCGUGCGCAUCUAUGGCCGUGAUCGACGUUUGAGCUUUGAUUGGUAUGGAGAGUAUUUUGAAUUCACACAGGUUCAGGCUCUCCUGCGGACGGAGUCCUGGGGAGUGCUACAAUACCAGAUCAUUCGGCGGCACCGAGACGACGAUGCCGAGCAGGUGGAAACAGUUUUGGAGGUUCGUCUCCUAAGGGAUGUCCAGAACAGCCAAACCAGCGAAGAGGAGAUCAGAGACAAGGUGGAGAGGUUCUUUGUGGUUUUGGACUGCAAUAGGGAGCUUUUCGAGCUCAAAUUUGUGACUGCCUACAGUGAAUUCAUACGGAGUACAACUGGAAGAAAGGUCAUCAACUAUGUGAAUCAGACCAGGGGAAAAGUUUGA